UCACUGUGAAUAAAGUUUUCCGAUCUUGAAUGCCAAAAUGGCAGCCGGCAAAGCGUCCUUGGUGGCUGUAAGUGUUCGGUGUAUUUUUAAGAAUAACCUCUUUCCACGGGCCGCAGUAUAUCCAUGCUUCGAUAACGCCACAAAACGAGGAUUUGCAUCAAGUGUACUGUCUCACUCCAUUGAAGACCCCAUAGCAACUAACACUCCAAGCAACAGUUUCAGUGGACCUCUCGAACACUACAACAGUCUCAUUGACAGUGGAGUGCUACAAGAUGACCAACAGCAAAGAAUUGUUCUGCAGGAUCUGGAUCUGAUGCAGAAAAAUCUCAAGGGAUAUAGCAAUGAACCUGCAUCAUUUAUUUCAAGAUUAUUCUCCAGACAAAAGCCACCUAAAGGUUGCUACAUCUAUGGUGAUGUAGGUACUGGGAAAACCAUGGUGAUGGACAUGUUUUACAAUCAUGUAGACAUCACGAGGAAAAAGAGGGUCCACUUCCAUGGAUUUAUGUUAGAUGUGCACAAAAGAAUCCAUCGUCUUAAACAGAGCAUGCCCAAAAGAAAGGCAGGGAAAAUGGCAAAGGCCUAUGAUCCUAUCGCACCAGUUGCAGAGGAAAUCAGUGAGGAGGCUUCCCUGCUAUGCUUUGAUGAGUUUCAGGUCACAGACAUUGCAGAUGCCAUGAUUCUCAAGCAGCUCUUUGAAAACCUCUUUCUCCAUGGUGUUGUAGUUGUAGCCACAUCCAACAGACAUCCAGAUGAUUUGUACAAGAAUGGAUUACAGAGAGUGAACUUUGUGCCGUUCAUUGCUGUGCUCAAGGAAUAUUGUAAAAUACUUCGUCUUGACUCUGGAAUAGAUUACCGCAAAAGAAAUCGACCUGCAGCUGGAAAGCUCUUCUACCUAACCAGUGAAGACAAUGUAGAUGCAACUUUAGAUAAGCUCUUUGAUGAAAUGGCUUUCAAGCAGAAUGACAUAACUCGUCCCAGAUCUCUAAAGGUACAUGGCAGGACUGUGACUCUGAACAAAGCCUGUGGGACCAUUGCAGACUGCACAUUCGAGGAGCUGUGUGACAGGCCUUUGGGAGCCAGCGACUACUUAGAAAUCUCGGCGGUGUUUGACACAGUGUUCAUCCGCAAUAUUCCUUUACUCACAUUAAAUAAGAAGACCCAGGCCAGGCGCUUUAUCACUCUCAUUGAUGCAUUUUAUGACCACAAGGUACGAGUAGUGUUACAAGCCGAGGUGCCUUUAGAGGAUCUGUUUGUGAAUGAAGGACACCAUGAUGAUGAAAGGAACAUUUUAAUAGAUGAUCUGGGCUUAAAAAGGGAUGCAGCAAGUUCACUGUCAAUCUUCACCGGCGAGGAAGAGGUGUUUGCCUUCCAGCGUACAGUCUCACGCCUCACAGAGAUGCAGACAGAAGAGUACUGGGUGGAAGGGGAUCGGAGCUCUUCAUAGCACACAUCAGUACCAACUCCAUAUACAGUGGCUCUGUGUCACCUUCCAGAGAUCCAUAGUUCUCUGUUUUGGGAGGGCUUUGCAUCAUCGCUAUUAACAAUAUUUUAUUCAGAACUGUACAAUAUUUUACUCUGCUGCACUUUAUUCUAUGCCAAUGGAAUGCAUUCAGUUAUUUGAAUGCAGUUUUAACCUCUUUAUUUAUCAAAUGUACAAAGAAUUUGACUUGCCAUAUCAACACAGCAACAUUCAGAACAUUCAGCGCAACAACAUACAUUAUACAUACAUCCCAUCUACACUUUCACUGAACUGGAAAAGACUUAAGUUAAUUGUACAUUGUUACUGUAAUUUCUAUCAUUUUAGAGGAUGCAGGGGAGAAUUAAUCAUUAGUAUUCUAUGGCAAUACUUCUUACAUUUUCUUUUAGAUAUUUUGGAUGUUAUAAAUAUCGUAACUCAAAUAUUUAUUUAUUGGAUAUCUGGCUCCCAAAGUAAACAGUUGUAUUUGUGUAUUUUAAUUUUAUUUGUUAACUAUAUUUAAUAUGUCUCGUCUAAUUCAUACCAAAUUGUAUGAAUACCACAAUCGAUACCAUAGUCAUUGUUCAAGUACAUAAAAAUGUUAUAGCAAAGUUAUAACAAAAGAUACAGAGCUCACCUCAAAAUCCUAAAUUUUGAAAACUAUAUUGAGCCAUAUCGGAAUUAUCUCGAGUCCCUGCCUUCUAAUUUUAAUUGCAAUACUUGGGUUUUUAUUAAAAAUUCUUUUCAGUUUAAGAAAAUAAGGUGCAUUUUUUUUUUUUGUACAAUUUCAUUUCAUCAAUACAUCAGUGUCAGUGUGAUAAAAUGACUGGAUGAAUGUAUUACAGUAAGUGUAGGAGCACAGAAAUAGCCAUCUGCACACUGUAGUAAGCUCACAGCGCACAAAUAUCAUGUCCAGUAUCUGUAUUUUUGUUUGGACGGGUCACACUGAGUGGAAACUUUGGAAAACAGUGGUCAGAUGUUAUUACUUCUGCCAACCAAGAGUUUGAAAAGGUGUUUGAUAUUGUGUUAAAGAAUUGUAUUGUAAUUGCAUGUAAACUUUCAUAGAAACAAUAUAACAUUGUUAGUUAUGAGGUGUAACAUCAGUACAGCAGAUAAAGUUUGUUUGUUUGUUUGUUUUGCUUCACCAUGAAAGAUUGUAUAUUUACUUACUUCUUUCUUUAUUUAUUGCAGCAAAAACUUUCCAAAUAAAUUACA
Messenger RNA from Hemibagrus wyckioides, 2671 nucleotides. It is a transcript of the gene afg1la, whose product is annotated as AFG1 like ATPase a. The record is from RefSeq and is a predicted model, not a curated record. The coding region runs from base 38 to 1444 and encodes 468 amino acids. Lineage: Eukaryota; Metazoa; Chordata; Actinopteri; Siluriformes; Bagridae. The transcript is spliced from 13 exons. Gene Ontology annotation, molecular function: ATP hydrolysis activity; ATP binding. Gene Ontology annotation, cellular component: cytoplasm; mitochondrion.